This is a messenger RNA of Episyrphus balteatus (marmalade hoverfly), 1794 nucleotides long. RefSeq lists its product as uncharacterized. Lineage: Eukaryota; Metazoa; Arthropoda; Insecta; Diptera; Syrphidae. The transcript has a single exon. The record is from RefSeq and is a predicted model, not a curated record. The coding region runs from base 1 to 1794 and encodes 597 amino acids.
AUGACUUUUCCCACGAGUGGGCUUGUCGUCUUCAGUGCAUUGCUCGCUGCAGAGGUCUUAAUAACAGAAGCUGAAUUCAAUUCAAAAUUUUUGAAUUUCAUUGAACACAUCAAUAAAGUGCAAAAAUUUGAAAGUGUUUUUCUUCUUAAAUCCUCUCAGAAACCUUAUUUUGAUGACGAAUUCAUCCGAAAUAUUACAACUUCAGUUGAUAUUCCAGUAAUUCUAUCAACUGAAACUUCUUCAUUUUACUUAAGGGAAUUCUUCAAUGAUAAUAUUUUGACAAUAGUUCAAUUUGAGGGAAAUGAUUUACUUCUUCAACGACUAGCUGAAUAUCUUCAACACCUUCGAUUCUGUAAAACAAUUUUCACCCUCGGGAGUUCUUCAAGAAAUGAUUUGGAACUGGGAAGAGUUUUCAAUUCCUGCUGGAAGAAUAGAAUGAUCAAUGUGUUAGCAGUUUUUCAAGAUUUCUCCACUUCUUCAGCUUUCUUCAGCUACAAUAAUAUCGCAAAUUUUACAAUUGAAGAAUUCAUCUGGAAAAAGAAGAAGAAUUCUAAUGUUUUUCCAAAUCGAAUGAGGAACCUUCAAGGCACAUUUUUGCCAGUUGUUUUCGGAGGAGCAGAACCAGCAACAAUCAUUUCAGAAAAUUCUAGCGGUGAUACAAUUGUUGGAGGCUAUUUAGGGGACUUCUUCAAGUCUUUUGCUAAGAAACACAACGCCCGUUUGAACACUUCGAGUGCAAAAACUUCAGUAUCGUCUUUUAACAUACAUAAACGUAUUUUAAAUGGAACAGUUGAAAUAUCAGGUGGAAGUAUGAUACUUCUACAAGAUUCAUUUAAAUGGUUUUCAUAUCCUUACAUUGUUUGCGAUUGGGGUGUAAUGUUGCCCAUUGAACAGAGUAUACCCAUUUACAAAGUGUUUGCAUUUGUUUUUCAUUGGGAAGCAUUUGUUUUGACAAUAAUCGUACUGAUAUCGCUAUCUAGUUCGCUUGCAAUAGCUGCUAAAUUCACAGGAUCAAGUCGAAAUUUAGUUUUACGUGAUUUAUUCUUCAACAUUGAUCCUUUUCGUGGAAUGUUAGGACAGUCAAUUUCUGAAGAACCUAGAGCUCCUUUGAGUCUAAAAAUCUUAUACACACUGAUAUUUUUGUUCGGAAUCAUGAUUGUAACUUCAUACGAUGCAUUUCUUCAGUCAUUCAUGACCGAACCUCCAAGAGGAAAAAUGAUAAAAUCUUUCGAUGAUCUAAAAAAAUCAGGCUUAAAAAUCUACGCCGAUCAAGGUGAUAUCGAUGAGUUGCUAAACAAAAUUAGACCUGAUUUUAUGAAAAAAUAUUCAAAUUUAUUUCAAGGUGAAACGAAUUUCUCAAUUUUUACCAGUUUUCGAGAUACUUUAAAUACUAAAAAUGCCUUUACUGUUAUUCAACCAAAAUGGAAUUUCUAUGAAAAUCAACAAAAUUUCUUUGGACAACAAUUAUUUCGAUGGUCAAAAGAGUUGACUUUAUUGAAAAAUAUUCUAUCACCAAUUUCUAUUAAUGAAAAUUCAAUUUAUAGAAAAAUUUUGAAUUUAUAUGUUUUGGAAACACAAUCAAGUGGUUUGAUGGAACAAUGGCAGAAGAGGUCAUUUUAUGAAUUAGUUGAACUUGGAAGGAUUAAAAAGUUAGAUGUUGAAUAUAAGGCAAAGUUUAAACAAAUGAAAGUUGAAGAUUUAAAAUGGAUUUGGAUAAUGAUUGGAUUGGCGUUUGGUGUUGCUUUAAUGUGUUUGGUGGGAGAAAUUUGUAUUGUUAGACUGAAAAAUAAAUAA